UUUGGUGUGUACUUGUGUUGUUCAACACAUGUGGUACUUUUUAGUUUUUACACAUGCUUUUAAGGUAUUUAAAAAUGAGACCUUUGUUAAUUAUUUUUCUGAAUUUUCUUGUUUUGGAUAAAAUUUAUUAUAUAUAUAUUUAUUUUAUAAAAUUAAGUAGCCGUAGCUUCUUUAUGCAGUGUUUCAGAACAGUCAAAUUUUAAUGGCAUAAAAAAACCGUUUAAAAAAAUGGCAUAAAAAAUUAAUUUAAAGUAGGUUUACAAAAAAUGUCAUAUACUCUAAUCAAAGUUCACAAAAUACAAAUUAAGAUUGUGAAAGUUCCAAAGUCUAGCAAAAUCCUAUACAAGUAUACAACAUUGUCAAGACAUGAUCAAUGAACUAAAUAUUACUACUAUAAAUUAUUGGCAUGUGUGAGUGUGACCCGUUCAAAUUCAGGAGCUAAAUAAUAGCAAGUCAGUGAGCUGAAAAGCAGAGAGCAACUUGCGGAAACUAACAGAACAAACCUACAUUGUUUCUCUUCACACAUUUUCCAAACAUCAGUGUAGUGAUUUCUCAUUUCUCAAAUGGCCUCGUUCAAGGAAGCUCCGGCAGGUGAUGCGAAGAGCGGCGAGAAAAUCUUCAAGACCAAGUGUGCUCAGUGUCACACUGUGGAAAAAGGUGCAGGGCACAAACAAGGACCGAAUUUGAAUGGCCUUUUCGGAAGGCAGUCUGGGACAACUGCUGGAUAUUCCUACUCUGCUGCUAACAAGUCUAUGGCUGUGACAUGGGAAGAGAAUACUUUGUAUGACUACUUGCUCAAUCCUAAGAAGUACAUUCCGGGAACCAAGAUGGUUUUCCCUGGGUUGAAGAAGCCACAAGAGCGAGCUGAUCUCAUAGCUUAUCUGAAGCAGUCAACUAAAUAGACGUAGUGCUGGUUAAUCGAUGGCUUCAGAUUUCUAUCACUAGCAACUAGCAAGUUCUGCUGUUUUCUGUAAUAAGAUCAAUGACAUUUUCUCAGUUUUCUCAGUAACCCUAGUUUAGCAGUUAAAGCUGUGUUACUCGGAACUCUGUUAUAAGUAUUCAGCGUGUAUAACUGUCCAAGUAUCAAACUUGGCAAUAUAUUGAAAAAUGCACAUUUUUUAGCUUA
Molecule: messenger RNA, 1126 nt
Organism: Daucus carota subsp. sativus
Lineage: Eukaryota; Viridiplantae; Streptophyta; Magnoliopsida; Apiales; Apiaceae
Product: cytochrome c
Exons: 3
Coding region: 564-902 (112 amino acids)
Biological process (GO): mitochondrial electron transport, ubiquinol to cytochrome c; mitochondrial electron transport, cytochrome c to oxygen
Cellular component (GO): mitochondrial intermembrane space
Molecular function (GO): heme binding; electron transfer activity
Source: RefSeq, a predicted model, not a curated record